Molecule: messenger RNA, 1530 nt
Organism: Bufo bufo (common toad)
Lineage: Eukaryota; Metazoa; Chordata; Amphibia; Anura; Bufonidae
Gene: ECHDC3
Product: enoyl-CoA hydratase domain containing 3
Exons: 5
Coding region: 21-893 (290 amino acids)
Cellular component (GO): mitochondrion
Molecular function (GO): hydro-lyase activity
Source: RefSeq, a predicted model, not a curated record
CCUUACAUUUAGCCUUUGACAUGUAUUCCCGAGUACGCGCUGCAGCUGUGCGGGCCCCAGGGCUGGCAGUGACCGCUCUGAGGAGAUGGCAGACGGGCACAGGGCAGCAGGAAGCGCCGCUUACCGACUACGUGCAGGAGGCUGGCAUAAGGAAAAUAACCAUGAAUAAUCCUCAGAAGAGAAAUGCGCUGUCGCUUGCUAUGCUUCAGUCUCUGCAGAAAGACAUCCUACAUGAGGUUGAUGACAAUGAUUUGAGGGUCAUUGUGAUUGCAGCAAAUGGACCUGUGUUUUCAUCUGGCCACAAUCUGAAAGAAUUCACAGCCGAUCUUGGCAAAGCAUAUCAUGCUGAUGUAUUCAAUGCCUGUGUGAAGCUUAUGACCACAAUCCAGACCAUUCCAGUUCCUGUUAUUGCCCAGGUGAAUGGUCUUGCCACGGCAGCUGGAUGCCAGCUUGUUGCCAGCUGUGAUAUUGCCGUUGCAUCUGAGAAGUCCAAAUUUGCAACACCUGGUGUCCACGUGGGACUGUUCUGCUCAACACCGGCUGUUGCUCUAGCAAGAGCAGUGCCAAGAAAGGUUGCCUUAGAAAUGCUGUUUACAGGUGAACCUAUAUCAGCACAUGAUGCCUUGCUGCAUGGACUAGUCAGCAAGGUGGUACCUGAGGAGAACUUGGAAGCCGAAACCAUGAAGAUCGCACUUAAAAUUUGCCAGGCAAGCCGCACAGUAAUUGCUCUUGGAAAAGCUACAUUUUACAAGCAGAUUUCCCAAGGCUUAGAGGAAGCAUAUAGACUUACAUCUCAAGUUAUGCUACAAAACCUGAUGUUGAAGGAUGGCCAAGAAGGGAUAGAGGCCUUCACACAAAAAAGGAAACCAGUGUGGACUAACUCUCAAGAAUGAUCACCUGCGGAGUUAUUACUAUGGGAAAAGAAUGGAAUCGUAGAUGCCAAAUUUGACUGAAAUAUAAAUAAUUGAUUUGAUAGGAGCAAUUUAGUGAACAUUAUAUACCACUUCACCCCACCCCACAAGUUACUUUUGUUAUUUGAAAUAUACCCGUCAUGACUGUCAGGUUACCUUUAGGAUGUUACACAGGAAAAUGUUCUAUUUCCACUUGAAAAUCUUAUUGUGUAGAUCAGCAUCAUAGUGAGUGCUAUUUCAUGACAUUUGACAGACAUGUUCUUCACAUAAAAAAACAUGAGGUCUUAACCAGUUUUUAAAUGACUGAGAAACUCUAUAUGUAUACCAAUGUGUUGAAGGUGCUGCCGAGGUUGAGCCUCCUCAGUUAAAUUGUGUGGGACACUUGCACUCACUCGUAUGUCAUGGCAAUUCUGUAUUAAUUGUUAAAUUUAACUAGACACACUCAGGAAUGAUUGCUGACAGACCUAUAAAAUCUAAACAUUACUUAACCCAUAACUGUACCGUUUUUUUUUGUUUUUGUGUGGUUUUUUUUUUUCACUCCCUGCCUUUCUGGGGCCAUAAUUUUUUUUAUUUUUCCGUUCACUUAGCUGUAUUAGGCUACAUGCACACAACCGUAUGU